Parascedosporium putredinis is the source of this 618-nucleotide messenger RNA. NCBI's taxonomy places the organism in Eukaryota, Fungi, Ascomycota, Sordariomycetes, Microascales, Microascaceae. The record is from the annotation of a GenBank genome assembly.
AUGGCUCCCGAGCAUCUUUCGUCCCCCGAAGGUCCGGGCUCCCUCGCAAACGGGCUUGACAACCUCAUCGCCGACAACGAAGCAUCCUAUCACCGUCACACCCUACGCAUACAGACCGCCCGUUCCAUUUCUCACUCAAGAGACGAUGACGACAUAGACUUUACCUCCGACUAUGAGAUGUCCUCAGCGUCAUCCGGCUUCACCUCUCUUGAGGCCGCCACCAAGUAUCACGUCUUUGAGAACGGGCGGUAUCCGCUGCCCAAUGAUGAAAGCGAGCAGAAUCGAGAGGAAAUUAAGCAUUCCAUGACAAAGGUCAUUACCGGCGGUGCUCUAGGCAUGGCUCCCGUCGGCGACAGCCCUCAGAAGAUCAUUGACCUCGGCACUGGCUCCGGCGUGUGGGCCGUCGAAGCCGGCGACUACUACCCCAGCGCCCAUAUCCUUGGCGUUGACCUCUCUCCUAUACAACCUUACUUCGCUCCACCCAAUGUCGAAUGGAAGAUUGACGACCUAGAGGCCGACUGGCCUUCCGCCUAUCGCAAUACUGAUUACAUUCAUGGCCGCUGUUUUGUGAACACCCUCCGGAACCCCCACAAAUUGGUCGUCUCGGCGUACGAGUAA